Molecule: messenger RNA, 546 nt
Organism: Fraxinus pennsylvanica
Lineage: Eukaryota; Viridiplantae; Streptophyta; Magnoliopsida; Lamiales; Oleaceae
Source: the annotation of a GenBank genome assembly
AUGGCACUGCCUGCCACUAUGAAUGUUUUAGGACUGAUUCUUGAUAUUGCACUCAUAGUUUUUGUUGGAGUUCUCACAGAGUUUUCUGUAGGCAUGUUGUUACGGUUCAGUAAGGCCGGUGGUGGGGUUUCCUACGGAGGCAAUAUGGGGGAUGCAUUUGGAAAUGUUGGAAGGAGAACUUUAGAAUUUGUUGAUGGAUGUUUUGGAGAACACUGGUGGAAUGGGCAUUCAUUUGUUGUUCUUGUGACAAUUCUUGUUGUGCUUGCCCCAUUGACAUCUUUCAAGCGGAUGGAUUCUUUAAGAUACAUCUAUGCUUUAGUAGUUAUCUUGGCAUUUGAUUUCCUUGCCAUAACUAUACGCGUCACUGUUUUUUUAAAAUUGGUGAAAGGUUCUAAUGGGAUGCCCAGAUUGCUUCUCGAUAUUACUGAUAUUAAUUCAGUCUCGAAACUCUUCACCGUCGUCCCUAUUCCUGUGACGUACGUCUACCAUUUUAAUGGUAAAGCAAUCUUACACGCACCUUCAUAUGUUACUUGGACAUUUCCAUGA